AUGGAGGAGGAGGCAACUGUUGGCGUGGGCCCUGCCAGUUUGCCCCAGAACGGUCCACGAUGGCGUGCUGCUCGAGGAAAAAGAGCCGUUGGAGCCACCGGAGAGGCUAGUUGGGCGAGUAGCGUGAUCAAUUUGGUCAAUACGAUUAUCGGCGCCGGCGUACUCGCGAUGCCACUCGCAAUCUCACAUAUGGGAAUAGUUCUGGGAGUCUUGGUGAUUCUGUGGUCUGGAGUGACGGCGGGAUUCGGUCUUUACCUGCAAUCUCGAUGCGCCCAAUAUCUCGAUCGAGGCAGCGCUUCAUUCUUUGCGCUAUCGCAACUCACAUACCCCAAUGCUGCCGUCGUUUUUGACGCUGCUAUUGCGAUCAAAUGUUUUGGCGUUGGUGUGAGCUAUCUGAUCAUCAUUGGCGAUCUCAUGCCGGGAGUCGUUCAAGGCUUCGUGGGAGGCGAACCAGUUUAUGACUUCCUGGUUGACCGUCAUUUCUGGGUUACAGCUUUUAUGUUGAUUGUGAUACCUCUUUCAUACUUGCGUCGACUAGACUCCCUCAAGUACACCAGUAUUGCAGCCUUGGUUUCCAUGGCCUACCUGGUCGUUUUGGUCGUUUACCACUUCGUCAAGGGCGAUACAAUGGCGGAGCGUGGCCCAGUUCGCGUGAUUCACUGGGCUGGUGCCGUUCCGACUCUGAGCAGCCUCCCGGUUAUCGUCUUCGCAUUUACUUGCCAUCAAAAUAUGUUCUCCAUUCUCAAUGAAAUCAAGAAUAAUAGCCACUUCCGUACGACAGCUGUCGUUCUCGCCAGCACUGGUAGCGCUGCUGCAACCUACAUCUUGGUCGCGAUCACGGGCUACCUCUCUUUCGGCAACAAAGUCGGUGGUAACAUCGUUGGCAUGUACCCCCCUGGCGUGGCUGCCACAAUUGGGCGCGCCGCAAUUGUCAUGCUGGUCGUCUUCUCCUACCCCCUCCAAUGCCACCCUUGCAGGGCUUCGGUUGACGCUGUCCUGAAAUGGCGUCCUAAGUCACAGCCCGCCGGCACUGAGGCCUCUCCCCACCGACACCCCCUGCUUGGUCCUCGUGGUAACCGCACACCCGAGCCGAUGAGUGACCUUCGCUUCUCAGUCAUUACCACUACCAUCCUCAUUCUGAGCUACAUCGUUGCCAUGACGGUAUCGUCCCUCGAAGCCGUCCUUGCAUACGUUGGAAGCACCGGCAGUACGAGUAUCAGUUUCAUUCUGCCGGGUCUUUUCUACUACAAGAUCUCUUCUCCCGACUCUCCCACUCAUCGUGGCCUACUGAAGGAGGAUGAUGAAGCGGUUGACGACCUAUCUGAUGACGAUGACGAUGCCGAUGCUGACGGCGAAGGAUCCCUGGCACGCUCAUUAACUGAAAGUGGCCUACUGCUCCGCAACACUCGCCACUGGCGUAAAGCCUUGCUGCGACGCCUAAGCUUGGGCUUGGCGAUGUACGGCGUUGUUGUCAUGGUUGUGUGCCUGAUCACAAACACUUUCUUCAUUGCAUCGCACUGA
Messenger RNA from Penicillium cataractarum, 1521 nucleotides. RefSeq lists its product as uncharacterized. Gene Ontology annotation, cellular component: fungal-type vacuole membrane. The record is from RefSeq and is a predicted model, not a curated record. The coding region runs from base 1 to 1521 and encodes 506 amino acids. Gene Ontology annotation, biological process: amino acid transmembrane transport. NCBI's taxonomy places the organism in Eukaryota, Fungi, Ascomycota, Eurotiomycetes, Eurotiales, Aspergillaceae. The transcript has 5 exons. Gene Ontology annotation, molecular function: L-lysine transmembrane transporter activity; L-arginine transmembrane transporter activity; L-glutamate transmembrane transporter activity.